Messenger RNA from Engraulis encrasicolus (European anchovy), 1518 nucleotides. RefSeq names its product transmembrane protein 255A (gene tmem255a). The transcript is spliced from 10 exons. NCBI's taxonomy places the organism in Eukaryota, Metazoa, Chordata, Actinopteri, Clupeiformes, Engraulidae. The record is from RefSeq and is a predicted model, not a curated record. Bases 325 to 1356 code for a protein of 343 amino acids.
CGCAGUACAGUAGUGUUUACGAAAGUAAUGGCAAAAGUGCGCCUUGUCCUAAUAAAGAUGAGGUGUGUUCUUGGCGCAUGCGUAAAUUAGCCAAAAGACGCCGCGGCACGCCAGAGGUUCGGACAGGAGAAUGGAGCGAGCUUUAUGUCAGAGCGGAUCUAAGCAAAUGACAGACGCGGUGGCCGAGCGGACACGGAAUACCAGAGAAUGCCAGCGCAAUCCAAGAUCGCACGGUUGUUAGCUAAUCGAAAUAGUCCUAUGUGAUACCGAUUGGAUAUAUGUUCAGACCUUGUCACACAGGCUGUUACUCGCGUGCGGAGUAAAAUGGCAACGGAGCGAAACCGUCAACCCAUUGGAGUUACUCUCUCUGAUAAUAUGGGGUCAUAUAAGAGGAGGAAGAGGAAGUCCAUCAUCGUGACGGGGAUGCUGCUGGUGGUGUCUGUCCUCAUCCUGAUAUUUGGCCUGGCCGCCACCACGCGCACCCAGAACAUCACUGUCGGCGGAUACUACCCUGGCGUCAUUCUCGGCUUUGGUUCCUUUCUGGGAAUCAUCGGCUCCCAUUUGAUCGAAAACAAGAGGCAGAUGCUGGUGGCAUCGAUCGUCUUCAUCAGUUUUGGCGUGGUUGCUGCCUUUUGUUGUGCCAUCGUUGACGGGGUGUUUGCCACCAGACACAUCGAUCUUGCACCACUGUAUGCAGACAGGUGCGAAUACUACUCAGACGUCCCAGCGGUUGAGAAAAUUGUUCAGUGCCCUCCGCUCUCCCGAGUGCCCUGCAACUUACGUGUCAAGAGCAACACCUGCUAUUGCUGUGAGCUUUACCACUGUGGCCGAGAACAUCCUUAUAUGGGAUUCCAGAAUAAAGAUGUUUUGAAAAAAGUUAGGAAGUCGUCCAUGAUUUGGAACAGUCAUGUGGAGUUGCGCGGGGGCUAUCACGAGUACACGGAGGUGCAGAGCUGCCGUGACGUCGUCUACCUGUACCACCUGCUGUGGACCGCCACCAUCCUCAACAUCAUCGCCCUCUUCCUGGGCAUCAUCACCUCCGCCGUCCUGGCGAGCUUCAAGGACCUGAUGCCAUCGGCUGGCCCGGAUGCGUGCGAGCCGGAGCCGCUGCCGGUGCCGAGUCCUCCCGAAGUGCCCGGCCCCUCCACCUCCUACAACUCCUACUACAACAGCACCCCCUGCCUGCCACCCUACACCGCCUACGACCUGCAGGGUGCCAACAUGUACCCAGACUCCUCUGGCAUGUCGGACGACUCCCAGUCAGGUGUGAGCCACAUGUGGCCCAGCAUGGUCCCACCCCGCUACUCUCCACCACACUACCCCCCUGAUGAGAAGCCACCGCCAUACAGCCCUUAACUCAGCACGGAGAGAGAGAGAGAGGGUGGAAAAAAAGAAGAAAAGAAAAUAAUUAAUGAGAAAAAGAUUGCAUCACAUUCAGUCCUUGGUCAUUCAGGGAGAGCAGAAGAAGAAAAAGAUAAUGGUGAUGGUGAUUGUGAUGAUGAUGAUGAUGAUGAUGAU